CGGGACAUGACACGUAGGCUUACAUCAAGCACUACCUGUUUCCAAGCUCCAACAUGGCGGACGACCUUGUACAGGCAGGUGGACAAGAAAUUCAAGAGUACUUUGAUGCCGCAGUAAAUGUAGCAAAGCAGGCAGGACAGGUUGUGUUAGAAGCUUUUCAUAAGGAAAAGGCCAUUGACACAAAGACUUGUGGAACUGAUUUGGUUACAGAAACAGACAAAUAUGUUGAGGAAUUAAUUAUUGGAACUCUACUGGAAAAAUUUCCAACUCACAGCUUUAUAGGUGAGGAGUCUGCAAGUGCUGGGAAGAAAAGCACUCUCACAAACAACCCAACAUGGAUAAUUGAUCCAAUAGAUGGUACAACUAACUUUAUUCACAGGUAUCCUAUGGUGGCAGUAUGUAUAGCCUUAGCUGUUAACAAGCAGGUAGAGAUUGGAGUAGUAUUCAACUCUAUAACAAAUGAGAUGUACACAGCAAGGCGAGGCAUGGGUGCAUUUUGUAAUGGAAAGCAAAUUCAUUGUUCAGGUGUUACAGAUCUAAGCAAUGCUCUUGUCAUUACUGAAGUGGGUUCAUCCAGAGAACCAGAAAUCAUAGAUGUAAAGAUGAAGAACCUUAGAAGACUUUUAGAGAAACCUGUUACAGUUCAUGGCAUACGAAUGCAGGGAUCAGCAGCCAUUAACUUGUGCACUUUAGCAAGUGGUGGGGCAGAUGCGAGUUAUGAGUUUGGACUUCAUGUCUGGGAUUUUGCUGCAGCUGGAUUAAUAGUUGAAGAAGCUGGAGGAGUGGUGCUAGAUCCUUCAGGUAAACCAGUGGACUUAAUGGCACGUCGUGUAUUAGCUGCCGCAACCAACGAGCUUGCCCAAGAGCUUUCUCAGUACCUUGACAGCAUAGAUUUGCCAAGAGACUAGGAGUUUGAUCUGUUUUAGUUGGUAUUGGAACAUUAUAAUUCUAGUAGUGUGAGGUCAUGUCAUUCUUUUGCGUACUGUGGCUCACCUCACUGCAUGUGCGUGACUGAUGAUGUGAAUUCAUUAUAAUCAAUAUCCUUGCAACAGCUAGAGUUUUCAAAAAUCAUACAUAAUUAUAGGGUUGGUGUAGUUUGGUAAUUCAAUUCAUUCUUAGUCACAUUUUAGCUUAACAAAAAAUCAUUUAUUCAUAAAUAUUUUUAUUUUCUGGUAAAAAGGUAUCUUGAAGCAAAGGUUUUAGUCAAGUUGACUAGAGGUCACGACCUAAAUUGCCUGACAUAAUUUUGUAACUUUUAUAUACAGUAUAUAUUACUACAGCUAGCAAAUUAUUUUUAUUACUAGUAUUUACUAGUAAUAAAUGUUUAGAAUGACAAUUGUAAGAAUAAACACAUACUUAACAGAAUUUACUAGUGUUUUAUUUGUUUCCAAAAUCUCCUGUGUUUGUUGAAACUCCUGACACUUAGUUUGAAUGAGAAGUAAGAGUUAUACUAUAGUUAACAGAGUAAAGCUAACUGUAGACUAACUAGCCUGUGUGACAGGCUGUAGAAGGGGAGGGAAGGGGUCAAAAUGAGCACAGGAGGAUCAAGCAUGCUUUGAGGAGGGAUGGCCUGCAUCCCCUACCCUCAUGCGCUUUGUGUGCUUGAUCCUCCCGCUUUCUGUGCACUCGUCUUUCCCCUUUCCCUUCCCUUCCGACGCCUACCACACAGGCUAUGAACUAACUGGUGUGUCGUUCAGACUUUGCACACCAAGUCUGUUAGCUGUCAGAUGCAUCAUUACCAUAGCUACGUGUACUGACAAUAGUGUUAACCUAUACAGCUAAAGUUGAGCUUACUGGUACGCUCUGACAGUAGGUUUUGAUAUGAAAUAUUUAACUAUCAAGUUAUCCCCAGCCAUUUUAUACUUCCAUUUCAUUUUUUCAAAAUAUUUUUUUUUACAAUAAAAUUAUUACAUCUACUGGUAAGUAAAAAGGUCACUUGCCUUGCCAGUAUGGUUUGAGGAUUGUGAUAUGGUUUUUUUUUUUCUAAUCAGUAAAUGCAGAUGAAUGCUUGGAUAAUUUUGAAAGUAAAUUUGUGACAAUUACUCCCAUGGUAAAUUCACAUCUUUAUUCACUUAUCACAAUUAUUGUGCCUUUUCAUAACACAAACUCUGAAGUUCAAAACCUAGCCUGCAGAACAGGCGUAAUUUUUUUCAAAACCUAACAAACAAUUCAUUUUUGUUGCUGUCAAUCAUAAUUACAACGACAACCAACCAACUGUGAAAUAAAGAAACAAACAACAAAGUUUGAAAUCUACCAAUCAUAACCCCUUUUAGACCCAUUAAAGGGAACUUGUUUCCUGACAAGUCUGCUAAGAUGACUGACAGCAGCAAAACAUGAAACUGUUGAUUGAGAAGAGUUCAUGUAUUAUUGAAGAGCCUAGUAAAUGACCCUUGGCCAGCCUUUUUUUAUUUAUUAAUAGACUUCACAUCACCUGGUGGGAUGUUGCAUGAGAGUACUUUAUUUUGGUAGCCAUUCAAUUCAUGGCUUUGCAACUCUAGUUCAAUACUUCCCUGCUAAAGCAAAGGCAAGCUACACUUUAGUGUUCCCCUUCAAUAUAAGCUCUGGUAGUAUGACCAACUGGCACUAUUAGUGACAACUAGCAGAAUGAGACCUCCCCUUUGUGAAUAACAAAAUAAAUAAAUAUGAACUCUGAUAGUUGUAACCAAUGGACAUAACUUGUGAAAGAGUGAUAAUAUCAUUUUGUGGUUUAUACCAGUCCUAUUUAAUUUGUAACACCUAUUUAAAUUCUUUUCAUAUCACUGGAUGUAGGAUUUUCAAACAUGUCUAGCCAAAUCGACAUUUUCAUUGUAAAACUCUGUAGUAAUAAUUAUUGUAUAUCUACAUGUAACAGUAGUUUUUUUUUCUAGUU
Molecule: messenger RNA, 2869 nt
Organism: Orbicella faveolata
Lineage: Eukaryota; Metazoa; Cnidaria; Anthozoa; Scleractinia; Merulinidae
Product: inositol monophosphatase 1-like
Biological process (GO): signal transduction; phosphatidylinositol phosphate biosynthetic process; inositol metabolic process
Molecular function (GO): inositol monophosphate 1-phosphatase activity
Source: RefSeq, a predicted model, not a curated record